This is a messenger RNA of Trichoderma virens Gv29-8, 1764 nucleotides long. RefSeq lists its product as uncharacterized. Lineage: Eukaryota; Fungi; Ascomycota; Sordariomycetes; Hypocreales; Hypocreaceae. The transcript has 2 exons. The coding region runs from base 1 to 1764 and encodes 587 amino acids. Gene Ontology annotation, molecular function: cobalt ion binding; magnesium ion transmembrane transporter activity; cobalt ion transmembrane transporter activity. The record is from RefSeq and is a predicted model, not a curated record. Gene Ontology annotation, biological process: transmembrane transport; metal ion transport. Gene Ontology annotation, cellular component: membrane.
AUGGAGCCUAUCCAAGAGGUCGAGACUGGCGCUCCAGCCUCGAGGCCCGUCUUUAAUAGAGUCCAUUACGACCUCAGUCUCGACACAAACGCUCCGGCCUCUCCUCCUCAGGCCGACGUGCGGCGACUCUCGCGCUCCGACACGGCUGUCCACCGCGAGCCGUUUUCGCCUCUGCGACGCCGACGAAGCACCCGUGUCGCAACCUUUAGAACGAUUGAGGACACCGACGACUUCGACUUCGAUGCCACGUACACGGAGCGGCCAGGCUGGCAGCCGGGAUCAGAGCCUGGGUUCGAUCCGAACCUGCCAGACGGCGGCCAUGCCUCGAUGCCGACGCUGAGCGCGCCGUGCGAGAUUACCGUGGUGGACUUUUCCAAGGACAGGAUGGUCAAGAAGCACUUUGACAAUGACAACUUUGUGUCGUUUCUGACGGAGCCCAAGGAGGCGUGGGCAAAGUGUCGGUGGAUCAACAUCAAUGGGCUCAGCUGGGAUGUGAUUCAGGCGGUUGGCGCGCACAAGGGGCUGCACAAGCUUGCGCUGGAGGAUAUCAUGAAUAUUAGGAACAGGACCAAGGCCGAUUGGUAUCCGAGCCAUGCCUUUAUCGUCAUGACGCUGCAGAAGCUGGUCCAUCUCGUUGACGAGGAUGACGCCUCAUCUGAUACGAGCAGUCUCCUUUCGUCACGGUCUUCGUCGAAGCUCAAGAACCUGUUUCGCGGCUUUGGACGCAGCAAGGACAAAGCUGCUGGUUCCAACACUUCAUCGGUGGAUCCGGAGAAGCGCACCGUCACAAAGUGCAUGACGGAGCUGUCUGAAACACCGGAGCUGCAUGAGACGUCCAUGAUUCGCUCGCUGCAGCGGUAUCAUGCCUCGGGCAACGAGAUUCGCACCGAGUACAUGGAGGCGAAUUCGAUUCUUGCGCCGCUCAACCUGGCUGUUGCGGCGGAGCAAGUGUCCAUCUUCCUGACGGCCGACAACACCGUCAUAUCCUUCUUCGAGGUCUCUGCCGGAGAUAUCGAGAGGCCUAUUGUCACACGUUUGAGCAACCCGGGCACGGUCCUGCGCGAGUCUUGCGAUGCCUCGCUGCUGGUCCAAGCCAUCAUUGACGCCAUUAUCGAUCUGGCCAUUCCCCUGACGGCCGUCUACAACGACGUGCUCGGCGACCUGGAGUUGGACGUGCUCACCUCGCCCAGCAUCAAGCAGUGCAAGAACCUGUACAUCUGCAUCAGCGAGAUCAACAAGAUGCUGCGCUUCCUCAACCCCAUCGACAACCUGGUCAACGUGCUCCGCGACCACCGCACCUCGCUCACCCACGAGCAGGCCAUCGCCGAGCUCGAGAACCCGGCCAGCGGCGUCAUCGUCACGCCCAUGACGCACACGUACCUGGGCGACGUGCUCGACCACUGCAUCAUCAUCACCGAGGCGCUCGAGCAGUGCAAGCAGUCGAGCGAGAACCUCAUCAACCUCAUCUUCAACACCAUCGCGGCCAACCAGAACGAGAGCAUGAAGCAGCUGACGACGGUGACGAUUAUCUUUUUGCCGCUGACGUUUAUUACGGGGUUCUUUGGGCAGAACUUCCCGUCGGAGGGGUUUCCGGAGAUUAAUAACGGGAUAUGGUACUUCUGGGCUUGUGCUGUUCCAACGGCUUUUGCGACGGUCCUGAUUCUCAUGCGCGAAAUGAUUUAUUCGUGGUUCGUGCGUGUCAUUCAGAGGAAGCGUGUGCUAAACAACCGCAAGAAGAACAAGGCGAAGAGGAAGAUGCGGUGA